Messenger RNA from Daldinia childiae, 648 nucleotides. RefSeq names its product Endothelin-converting enzyme 2. The record is from RefSeq and is a predicted model, not a curated record. The transcript is spliced from 3 exons. NCBI's taxonomy places the organism in Eukaryota, Fungi, Ascomycota, Sordariomycetes, Xylariales, Hypoxylaceae. Gene Ontology annotation, molecular function: S-adenosylmethionine-dependent methyltransferase activity. The coding region runs from base 1 to 648 and encodes 215 amino acids.
AUGGGGUCAUCGGAUGAAGAAAAUGAGCGUCUCGCGCAUCCUAGUUUUUGGGAUCAGCGUUAUGCUCAAGCCGAAGGAGACCGACCAACUCAUGAGUGGUUUAGGAAUUUCGUCGAACUCGAGGCUUUUCUUGAUCGAAGACUCUUUCAAACCCGUAGUCCCAACACAGAUCCGAGAAUUUUACAUUUAGGGUCGGGUGAUAGUGAUGUGCCAGUGGGAUUAUGGGAUAGGGGGUAUAAGCAUCAGCUCUGUGUCGACUUUUCGACCGUCGUCGUGGAUCUCAUGUCUAAACGACACUCCAGUAUGGAGGGUAUCCAAUGGAAACAUGGUGAUGUCCGUCAUUUAGAUGACAUUCCUGAAAAGUCUAUAGAUGUCGCCUUUGAUAAGGGAACCUUAGAUGCGAUGAUCCAUGGUAGUCCCUGGAGUCCACCCGAUGAUGUUAAACAAAAUACUAGUCAAUACAUCCGUGAGGUAAAUCGAGUCCUCAAGGAUGAUGGGGUAUUCCUUUACGUGACAUACCGACAGCCGCAUUUCAUAAGACCUUUACUAAAUUGCGAUGGAACUAGCUGGGAGAUCGAGAUGGAGGUUCUCGGUGAUGGUUCUGGUUUCGGCUAUCACGGUUUUAUCUUGACAAAGACGAAGCCUUGA